Messenger RNA from Hypoxylon trugodes, 1811 nucleotides. RefSeq lists its product as uncharacterized. The transcript has 3 exons. Bases 559 to 1662 code for a protein of 367 amino acids. The record is from RefSeq and is a predicted model, not a curated record. Lineage: Eukaryota; Fungi; Ascomycota; Sordariomycetes; Xylariales; Hypoxylaceae.
CCGAUGUCUGUCAUAUAUGGAAUGCAGUGGUAGUAGCCAAGAAAAGAAGAUACAUUACCUUGCUGCUGGUUCCGCUGCCGCCUGAUAUUACCCAGUAGAUUCAUCCGCCCUCUAGACAUUCAUCCCGAGACAAGCUUGAACCAGCUUUCAUCCCAUCUCUCUUCUUCCCCCCCCCCCCCCGCAGCGCGGCUGGCGUAUGUGUGCGGCGCGCGUGUCUAAGGAACAUUGGCUGUGUCGUCCCAUCCUCUUGCGCCAGAAGCGCGCUCAUCCGCCUCCCACCCAUCUCGAAACCGUCCAUCCAUUGGCCUUCGAUGCGCCUUUAGCGGUGGGCUCCUAGUAUACCCAGAAGAAUCUUCGAAACUAUCCGCCCCCAUCGGAAGGUAACCACACUAUACCAUACUAUACUGGUACUACACUCUUGCUCACCCUAACUGGCAAUCUACCCCCAUUCACCGAAACCGGGCAGAACAGCCACACACCCGCACAUAUACAUACCUAAGUACACGUACAUACACGCACACCAUACAUAACAUUUCAUCCAUCCAACCGUAGAUAACCAUGGAAUCCAGACCGAGCCCGCCGCCGCCUCCGGGAUCUGGCCCGCUCCGGAUACCCGAAGCAGCACCCACCAACACCUCGGCCUUCGCCACGGACCCGGAGCUCUCGGUCAUCGACUCUCCGAUAUCGCCGGCCUCGCCCAACGCCCUCGCGCGUUUUGAAUUCGAAACCGGGCGCGGACACGAGGGGUCGAAGAUCUUGAUGGUAGAAUGGGAUCCGAGCCUCGGUCCCAAUUCGAAUUCUAGUGAAGACUGGUUGGUGUCGUGGGAUGGGAAGGGAACUACGUUUCCGGUUAGUGAGAAAGUGGUGGAGGAUGAGGUGCAACAACAGCGUAGGCAAAGAGUGUAUUUCUUACUACCCUCGAAUGCUACUGUGCCACCUGCUGUUACUAUUGAGUAUAAGGGAAUAGGAGCAAGUCGCACACUAACCGCGCGCUCGAUGCCGGCGAUUUUUGCGCCGGGGUUGGGGGUUGGGACGAGAGAUGCGGGACGUCGUGGCGUGUUGCAUACGAUUUGGGCGCGGUUGCGUGCGCAGCAACUGCAAGAUGAGAUUCGCGCUGAACUCGCGGAUAAUAGCGAAAGCGUGGGUUUAGAAAUGGCAGUCCAAGAACGACUAUGGAUCAUCGACCAUUUCGGGCUCGACGACCUGCGACCCCCCGAUGCCGGACCCGAUGCUUCAUCACCGAGUGCACAAUCAGCUCCGACACAACGAUCCCCGGUAGCAGGCCGGCUCGGGGAGAAGCUGCGCGGGCUAAAACUCGCGACAUCACCAGCAGAACUGGCUUAUGGUAGUGGGAGUGGCAAUAGUAGUAAUCAUAAUCCGUUAGGGAAUCAACAUCAUAAUAACCCCCAUUUGCCGAGACCCGAUCCCCCGGUCUCCCCACCAGUUAGGCGGGAAGGAGAGGCAGUGCCAUUGGUUAGAGUACCGAUUGGCCCGGAUGCAGGGGCUGGUGGUGUGGCGUCGCUUGAUGCUAUACUAGACAGUAGUAGUAGUCUACCACCAACGACCCAGACCAAAGAGACAGAAGACGAACUCUUUGCUCUCCCAAUGAGUCCCCGGAGUCCGGAGAUGAAAGCCAAGAGCCCGUUCAGCUGCUUGAAAUAGAAAUCCCGCGGAAGGAUUAAAAAAAAAGAAAAGUUAGGAUAAGUGAGAUUAGUGAGGAUGAGAGGAUCGUGGAAGUGGUAGAAAGAUGCAGAGAACUUACUAGAGAAGACUGGAUCUAAUGAAGUGAGAGGAAAGAAUAAACGGGUGGA